AUGAGUUACCCAAAGUCUCAAGGCGCUGUCAGCGCGGCUCCUGUUUCUGGUUUCGGGCAAGGGUAUGCCCAGUGUCCUCCGCAGCAGUCGUACCAGAAGCAGCAACAGCAGCACCAGUAUUCCCGCUACCAGCAACAACAGAGAUUCGACCACCAGCAGCACGUCUACUACCAGCAGCAAUGCCACGGAGGUGCCGUUAAUGCUUCGGUGAAACAAGUGACCCCCCCGCCUGCAGCUUCCUGCACCACCACAAUGCAACAGCCGCAGCGCUGUGCCCAGCCACCCGCGCCACAACAUGCACAAAGACACCAAAAUCAUGACCCUCAGCGGAAGGCUCAACACGCGGUUAAACCAACUACCCGAAUGCCGCAUCCCCUGACGGACUGGCAGUUGCCAGAGCGUUAUGAACUCCAUCAUCUCAUCGGCACGGGCUCUUACGGGCACGUUUGCGAGGUGUACGACAACCAGGAACAACGAAUUGUGGCGAUCAAAAAGAUUCAUCGAGUAUUUGAAGACUUAAUAGACUGCAAGCGUAUUCUCAGGGAAAUCGCCAUCCUGAACCGCCUGAACCAUAACCAUAUCGUGAAGAUCCUUGAUAUCUUGGUCCCAACCGACCUCGAGAAAUUCGACGAAAUGUACGUCGUCUUGGAGAUAGCGGACUCGGACUUCAAAAAGCUCUUCCGCGCUCCUGUGUAUUUGACGGAGUUGCACAUUAAGACGCUUUUGUACAAUCUUCUUGUUGGGGUCAAGUAUGUACAUUCCGCAGGCAUUCUUCAUCGAGACCUGAAACCGGCGAAUUGCUUGGUCAACCAAGAUUGCAGCGUGAAAGUCUGCGAUUUUGGCCUUGCUCGAACAAUGGACUUCCCAGAGGGGCACAGCAGCCACAACCCCAUCACUCAACAGGAUGACGAUAUCGUGAACGUCCCCCACACCAAGAACCUGAAAAGACAGCUCACGGGUCAUGUUGUCACCAGGUGGUAUCGCGCACCGGAGCUUAUCUUGCUCGCAGAGAAUUACACAGAGGCCAUUGACGUGUGGUCGAUAGGCUGCAUUUUCUCAGAGCUACUCUCCAUGAUUGAGGAGAACGUUGAAUCGCAUUGCGACAGGGGUCCCCUGUUUCCAGGCUCUUCUUGUUUCCCCCUCUCCCCGGACCAGAAGAAUGGCGACGAUUCCAAGUUGCAGACGCGGGGAAACAAGGAUCAGCUGAAUGUUAUCUUCAAUGUGCUGGGCACACCCAGCGAGGAGGAGAUCGAAGCUCUGGAAUCUCAAGAGGCGAAGCAAUACAUUCGAACUUUUGCCCCAAAGGAGGCGCAUGAUCUUGCUGAGCGGUUCUCGGCUUCUUCCCCGGAGGCUUUAAACCUUCUAAAGCGAAUGUUGGUCUUCAACCCCAAGCGGCGCAUCUCCGUUGAUGAGUGCCUCGCGCAUCCAUUUUUCAAAGAAGUUCGCAACCCGGCGAUAGAGGUAACGGCGAGUGAGAAGGUGCGGUUACCAUUCAAUGACUGGGCCAAUAUGGACGAACCGCAGCUCCGCCUAGGCUUCUUGCGGGAGAUGCAGCGGUUCCAUCCCACGCUGCAACUGCCCAAGACUUUGCUAGAACGUGCGAAGAUGUGUUCAUGA
Cyclospora cayetanensis is the source of this 1617-nucleotide messenger RNA. Its product is annotated as mitogen-activated protein kinase 7. Gene Ontology annotation, molecular function: ATP binding; MAP kinase activity. The transcript is spliced from 10 exons. Gene Ontology annotation, biological process: protein phosphorylation; intracellular signal transduction. Gene Ontology annotation, cellular component: nucleus; cytoplasm. The record is from RefSeq and is a predicted model, not a curated record. Bases 1 to 1617 code for a protein of 538 amino acids. NCBI's taxonomy places the organism in Eukaryota, Apicomplexa, Conoidasida, Eucoccidiorida, Eimeriidae.